Molecule: messenger RNA, 9278 nt
Organism: Hylaeus anthracinus
Lineage: Eukaryota; Metazoa; Arthropoda; Insecta; Hymenoptera; Colletidae
Gene: SERCA
Product: calcium-transporting ATPase sarcoplasmic/endoplasmic reticulum type
Exons: 13
Coding region: 372-3434 (1020 amino acids)
Biological process (GO): intracellular calcium ion homeostasis; calcium ion transmembrane transport
Cellular component (GO): membrane
Molecular function (GO): P-type calcium transporter activity; ATP hydrolysis activity; ATP binding
Source: RefSeq, a predicted model, not a curated record
UUUGUUUUCCGCCCUGACCCUUCAUGUAAAGAGUAAAUAGUUCAUGCCAACCGCGUCUCGAGCGAUGUUCAGGGAGGAGUAGCCGAAUUCGGAGUCUCCAGCAAUAUCACAGUGUGACGAAAAUCGAAUUACGUUUGUUCCGUUUUUUUUUUACACAACAAAACGUAUACGAGUAUACGUAAAUACGUGCGCUGAUCAGUGCGAGAGGCCGGGACCUACGGUGCCGGGGUUCGUCGUUUAAAGUCGACACGAAAUAGAUGAAAAAAAAUUAAACGGGCCUGGUGAAAAAGAAGCAUUGAAACUACAGUGUGAAUGAACGUGGACAACCAUUAAACAAAUAAAAUUAGUGACAUACUAAUACAGAAGCAACCAUGGAGGACGGCCAUUGCAAAACCGUGGACGAGGUGUUAAAUUAUUUUAACGUUGAUCCAGAGAAAGGAUUGUCCGUUGAUCAGGUCAAGAGGAACCAGGAGAAGUAUGGUCUCAACGAGUUGCCAGCCGAGGAGGGAAAAUCCAUAUGGCAACUAGUCUUGGAACAAUUCGACGACCUUCUAGUUAAGAUUCUUCUAUUAGCUGCGAUUAUUUCUUUUGUAUUAGCUUUAUUUGAAGAACACGAAGAUGCGUUCACGGCCUUCGUCGAGCCCUUCGUCAUUUUGCUCAUUCUCAUUGCUAACGCCGUGGUCGGUGUGUGGCAAGAACGUAACGCUGAGUCUGCGAUUGAAGCGUUGAAGGAGUACGAGCCCGAGAUGGGCAAGGUUGUACGAACCGACAAGGCUGGUGUCCAGCGAAUUCGAGCUAAAGAGAUCGUGCCCGGGGACAUCGUUGAGGUGUCCGUCGGUGACAAGAUCCCUGCUGACAUCCGUCUUUCCAAAAUCUUCUCCACCACCCUCAGGAUCGAUCAAUCUAUCCUGACUGGUGAAUCGGUCUCGGUUAUCAAGCAUACCGAUCCUGUUCCUGACCCACGCGCUGUCAACCAGGACAAGAAGAAUAUCCUGUUCUCUGGUACCAAUGUCGCCGCUGGCAAAGCUCGUGGCGUGGUAAUUGGAACUGGCUUGAACACUGCUAUUGGUAAAAUCCGUACCGAGAUGUCCGAGACCGAGGAGAUCAAGACGCCCCUGCAGCAGAAACUCGACGAGUUCGGCGAGCAAUUGUCGAAGGUCAUUUCCGUCAUUUGCGUCGCUGUCUGGGCCAUCAACAUUGGACACUUCAACGACCCCGCCCACGGUGGAUCCUGGAUUAAGGGAGCCAUCUACUACUUCAAGAUUGCCGUCGCUCUUGCCGUAGCCGCUAUCCCCGAAGGUUUGCCAGCUGUGAUCACGACUUGUCUGGCUUUGGGUACCCGUCGUAUGGCCAAGAAGAACGCUAUCGUGCGAUCUUUACCGUCCGUCGAGACUCUUGGUUGCACUUCUGUCAUCUGCUCGGACAAAACUGGCACUCUGACCACUAACCAGAUGUCCGUUAGCCGAAUGUUCAUCUUCGAAAAGAUUGAGGGCAACGACAGCAGCUUCCACGAGUUUGAAAUCACCGGAUCGACCUACGAGCCCAUCGGCGAUGUCUUCUUGAGGGGACAAAAGGUUAAGGGUCAGGAUUACGAAACCCUGCAUGAAAUCGGCACGAUUUGCAUUAUGUGCAACGACUCGGCCAUCGAUUUCAACGAGUUCAAACAGGCGUUCGAGAAGGUCGGUGAAGCGACGGAAACCGCUCUCAUCGUCCUUGCGGAGAAGAUCAAUCCGUUCGGUGUCUCAAAGAGCGGACUGGACAGGCGUAACGGAGCUAUCGUCGUCAGGCAAGAUAUGGAGACAAAAUGGAAGAAAGAGUUCACCCUGGAGUUCUCUCGCGAUCGUAAAUCCAUGUCGUCGUACUGUGUGCCUCUUAAGCCAACCAAAUUAGGUACUGGACCAAAGUUGUUCGUCAAGGGCGCCCCUGAAGGUGUCUUGGAUAGGUGCACGCACGCACGUGUCGGCUCUAACAAGGUUCCUCUUACCUCUACUUUGAAAAAUCGUAUCUUGGACUUGACCCGCCAAUACGGAACUGGCAGAGAUACCCUUCGUUGCCUUGCUCUUGCCACUGCUGAUCACCCGAUGAAACCCGACGAUAUGGACCUCGGCGAUUCCACGAAAUUCUACACAUACGAGAAGGACCUGACAUUCGUUGGUGUCGUUGGUAUGCUCGACCCCCCUCGCAAGGAAGUAUUCGACUCCAUUGUAAGGUGUCGUGCCGCUGGUAUUCGCGUUAUCGUCAUCACUGGAGACAACAAAGCCACUGCUGAAGCCAUCUGCCGACGUAUCGGUGUCUUCACCGAGGAUGAAGAUACGACUGGAAAGUCAUACUCUGGACGUGAAUUUGACGAUCUGGCUCCGUCUGAACAGAAGGCGGCUUGCGCCAGGGCUCGUCUCUUCUCCCGUGUGGAACCUGCUCACAAAUCUAAGAUCGUUGAGUACUUGCAGAGCAUGAACGAAAUCUCGGCUAUGACUGGCGAUGGUGUCAAUGACGCCCCUGCUUUGAAAAAAGCUGAAAUUGGUAUUGCUAUGGGAUCUGGGACCGCUGUAGCAAAAUCCGCCUCUGAAAUGGUGUUGGCAGAUGACAACUUCUCUUCCAUUGUCGCCGCCGUUGAAGAAGGUCGUGCUAUCUAUAAUAACAUGAAACAAUUCAUUCGCUACCUUAUCUCUUCCAACAUUGGUGAAGUCGUGAGUAUAUUCUUGACUGCCGCCCUUGGUCUUCCCGAAGCUUUGAUCCCUGUUCAGCUUUUGUGGGUCAACUUGGUCACUGACGGUCUUCCAGCCACUGCUCUUGGCUUCAAUCCUCCUGAUUUGGAUAUCAUGAGCAAGCCUCCCCGCAAAGCCGACGAAUCUCUCAUCUCCGGCUGGCUGUUCUUCCGCUAUUUGGCUAUUGGCGGAUACGUAGGUGCUGCAACUGUUGGAUCAGCUGCAUGGUGGUUCAUGUACAGUCCAAAUGGCCCGCAGAUGAGCUACUACCAACUGACUCACCACUUGGCGUGCUUGGGCGGUGGCGAAGAAUUCAAGGGCAUUAACUGCAAGAUCUUCACGGAUCCUCAUCCCAUGACGAUGGCUCUGUCUGUACUCGUAACCAUUGAAAUGUUGAACGCUAUGAACAGUUUAUCUGAGAAUCAAUCUCUCAUCACUAUGCCGCCCUGGUCUAACUUGUGGCUCAUUGCCUCUAUGGCUCUUUCUUUCACACUCCACUUUGUCAUCCUUUACGUCGACGUCCUUUCGACUGUAUUCCAAGUUACCCCCCUAACGGCCGAGGAGUGGGUUACCGUUAUGAAGUUCUCCAUUCCAGUGGUACUUCUUGACGAAACCCUGAAGUUCAUUGCCAGAAAGAUUACAGAUGGUGAGAAUCCAAUUUACACAGUGCAUUGGAUCGUUCUAAUGUGGGCUGUGUUCUUUGGACUAUUAUGUAUUUGUCCCAUAUAGAACAUCCGUGAAACAAGAUUAGUCUAACAGACGAUGUUUUUCCUAUGGAAAACAUUUACAACUGAGUUCUCGGACUUGCAAUUGCAUUUAACUAAAGUUCUUCCCCGUUGCCCGGGAAGGUCGAGAUAAGUUAUUAACGAAGUGCGUUUAAGUGAGAUUUUAACCAGUUUGACUGUUGUGCAUGGUGUUAGUACAACCAUACAAAUUUGCCACCAAGGCCCACCAUGCCCGCAUCACACCAGUACCCUGACGUCGCUCUACAAUCAUACGGAUUUCAGUGGCAUCGAGUGAUAAAGAGACCCAUCGUAAUCAAAACAAAUUGUGAUUGUUGAAUUAUUUUCUACGAGUGCCUUUUAAACAUUAACUUUUCUCUGCAAGAAAACACCCAUCGAUGUUCUUUCUAACUUAUUAUGUUACACACUGCCCCUACCUUCUAAACCCCUUGAACACUAAUUGCAUGCCCUCCUAAACACAAUGCACUUCUAAACACCAUUUAUCUUGGGUAGCUAUUGUUAAGUCCUUUAGCUCAUUAAAUAGCCGCCUUAUUAGUGCGCGUAUGCUAAGUCUGACGAUGUCUUAGCAAUAUUUAGAAGGAGACUAAUUUUUUUUUGUUUUUUUUUUUUUUUUUUUUUUUUUUUUUAAUUUGAAUUCAAUUCUGUUUGAAGAAAGUAAUGUUUGAAAAUGUUUUUUAUAUACUUUGUUACCGUAGAAUACAAGAACACUUGAAAUGAGUUAAAACAUCGACAGAAUGGGGUCCCAUAGCAUGAUAUUCAUUACUUUUGACAUAGCUCUAAUGCUGGGCAUUUGACCUUAACGCACACACACACAUACACAGCAGCUCACUUUACUUUUCGGUUUACAAUAGAUGUUCUGGGCUCUUUUAAUUUAUUAUACGUUCUAUCUGCUUUUGUUGUUGCUUAUUAAAAACGGUCUUGUUAAUCGAUCCUUAGCAUCAAGAGUGUCCGCUUCAAUCAAGACGUCUAAGCUGGAACUGCCUGAUUCGUUGCUGAAAUUUCAAGACAGAGAUAGUGCAUGAAGUUUAACUAAAUGGAUCUCAUUUCGAACCUGUACAUUAUGUCUUCCUUCCCACCGAAGUAAUGCAUGCACAACGGUAUUGAUAUAAUACAUCCUCUAAAUUCACCUCGUAGAACAAUUCGCUAUUAGCUACUAGGAAAAAAGUCUUGCCGUGCUCAACAAAUUAUCUAUCAUCGUUUCAUUCAACUUCUCUUCAACUGUAAUAAUCAAAUAAGUAUAAUUGUAGUACUUAUGUAAUUUGAUUCAAACGUUGUUUAACUUCGAUCGAGAACAGAGGUUAAAAAAAGCGUCUUACUCGUAUGCAAUCGAUCGAACGAGCACGGCCGGAUCUUAACAUCUUGCACUCUCAUUGCAUUCACUUGAUCUUUUUACGUGUACCUUAUCUGUGUGAUUUACAUGUUGAAUGAUCGAUACCAUACAAUAGAUUUGUAUACCACUAAUUUAUGGGUACGGACUGCAAAGGCUCGUGCGUGUAAAAUAAGAAAUGGACAUUGAAACUCGAUCGUCUCCAGCAGUCCGUAUCUCAUCGUAUUAAUUCCCCUCCCACCCCCGGAGGGUGCUCUGAACACGAGAACGCUCGAUCCUAGAGAUACAUCUACGGUUCCUAUUAGCGACGACGGCUGGUCCAUCGAUACCAAACGAGAGGUCGAGUCGUUCGUCAAGCUCCGUCUCGGUCGUAGCACAGUCAAAGUAAGACGAAAGUGGCUACACGUGUUCCUGAGAUUUAAUUUCACCGAGCAGGUUCUGGUACAGAGAAGGGUAAAGUCAGGCUGCAUACUAACAGAGGUCUCGAAUCGACUCUUACACAAUAGUCAAGACACUUUUACGCUGUUACAAUCAAUUCAUGAUUUAGCGAUGAUAAGUAAUAGGUAUAGAAACUAAUUUUCUGUCCUCACAUUCAACUCUUUAUCUUUAGAAGCAAUAUUUACCUACCACUUUUCUUUAUCAUAAAUUAUUAUAUGUGCAUUCCUGAAAUGUGUAACUCAAGAUUAAAAGUUGGAUGGUUUCUUUGAAUAAAUAAGUGGUAAUUUUACCACGGAAAGGCACAUUAAUUUCUACGCCUUAUAAUAUACUUGGUACAAAGAGCGUUUGGUUUUGGUUCUGCUAGUUGCAUUCAUCUUAGCCGCGACACUGUUAAUCUACUGACUAUUGAUUAACAGCAUCGAGGAUUAGGAUCUGCUAGUAAUCAAUAUUGCUCCACGUACCAAAGAAUACUACUUAUCAGAUACAGGAGUGUUUUCCUAAAUAUAUUUAUCUUUAAAAGGGUGCUCAGACUUCCAACCGGUAAGCGGCCUGGCCUCUAGAUUUCUUAGAAAUCCUGUUACCGUCGGACACCUUUCUCCUGUCCCCGUUCCCCCGGUUGACGCAUCAACGUAUAGUCGUCGAGCGAGUAUCGAGUUCAGACACUGCCGAAAACUACACGCGCCACAUGCGAAAAAAGAAAACAAACAAAUGAAACAAACAUCCGGGUGUCGUCACGAGUACGUGGGCCUUUUUAACGCAAUCUGACUGUCUCUUUAGUCAUUUUCAUUUGGGGAUUUUUUUUAUAAAUCGUGUAUGGGCAGUCGAGCCGCUAUAAAACGAGCGCGUUUUUAGCAGCAAAAAGAGAGCCACUUCUCGACCCGUGCAAACGCAACAAGACUGACGAUGUGGUUCGAGGAGUGGGAUUUUGUUGUCCGUGCAUCCACCCCCCGUUCGACGUGAAUACAUAAUAAUUUAAUUUUGCGUUAGGGCGAUUACGCGGCAGAGUUCUCGUCCGCACUACGACAUAGCGUAAUAUAUUAUUAUUAUCAUCGGCUAGGGCGUGAUACUUUUGUUUUUCCUUCUUUCUGUCUUUUUUUUUUCUUUCCUCUUUUCUUUUUUUGGUAUGGGCAUAACUAAACUUAAUUAGACAAAGGCAAAUUGUGUGACGACGUGUACCGUUGCAUGGGUGCACGGGUGCGUGGUUUGCAGCACGUGCGCGCUUAGAUGGGUAUAUCUUGUCCAGAUAAGCAAUUUCAAGUCAGAUAAACCUUUAUUAAUAAGAUUACUUGUCGAUUAAAAACUAUGCUUAGACGAGUGACCAUUUAACCCUCUGUUACAUAAGAAUUUUAUUUACUUAAAAAAAGAAAUUUUUCUUGGUUGUUUAUAUGUUCAGGAGUUAUUGAGUUGAUUCGUAAAUAACAUCUUUUCUUAAUAUACAACCGUUUCUUAAUAUAUAAUUUAUUUUGGAAUGUACUAUUACUAGACUGCGGAUUUGAUGUAUUUAUGUUGUACAAUAAUAUAGAAAACAUACAUCAAAUAUACAUAAUGUAUGUUGAAUAUAUUCUACAAUUAUUACAAUAACACUUAUUUCAUUUUGCAUAAAAUUUUCAGUCUAAUUAUUACAUAAUAAAUCUGUAUUAUUUAGUAGGCAAAAACUUGCUACCAACUUGCGUGUUUCUCGAAUGAUUGCUAUCGCAAAGUUUCUUUUAUAAAUCAACCCAAUAAUGUUCAAGUUGAAUAUUGAGCAACAGAGUUCAUAAAGCUAUCAGAUGUCCUAAUAAUAUUUUUUCCUUGGUUCAAUUUCCUUUGUUUGUAUCGAUUAAGCCACAGAGGGUUAAUUCUUGCUGAUAAAUCUCUGUAUAGAAUUUUUCUUGUUAAAAUUGUGCUCAUCUUUGGCAUGUGCAGCCCCCACUCACGCACCCACCUGAUACCGCUUGAAAGUAUCGGAAAACAGCACUAACGUUGUGUGUUUUGUUCGAAGUAACGCAAUUUUUACUUUGUAACGGUCACGAAUAAAACCCGUGCCGGCAGAUCAUCCUCGACAACUUUGCCCGUUGCGAUAUAUAUUAUAUAUAUAUAUAUAAUUUGAUUUUCUCCAGUGUGAUUAUGUUUGCAUAAACGAGAAAGUUCGAAUCCUAUCUCCAAACGCGGGGAUACGUCGAGGACGGUGAUUGCCGAUGCGAGCAAAAAACAAAGAACGUUCUGAUACCACCUCACGACGCUCAAUAAACGUUGGAAUUUUCAAUUUUUUUGCGUUCAUUCGUGGUAUACAUAUAUUUUGUAAGUACUUGAUUGAUUGUGUGAAUUGUGUUUUGAUCUGGACCGGAAAAUGGAAACAGUGCCAUUGAUGAAAAAGAAAAAAAAAAGAGUAACGACAAUUCUUUAAUGCGCAGCGUUACGCAAAAUAGAGAAAAAGCAUUCCCCCCUUUUGCGAUUCACGUGUCAGAGACAUCGUACGUGUUUGUUAUCAUCGCGGAUCCUAACGGAAGAGAAAUUAUUUUGGAAUUGUUCGAAAAAAAGUAUAUUUUGACUUCCCCUCUCGAUCGAAGAUGCAUAUGUAUAAUAACGAAAGUCACUGAAUUAUGUUAACCAUAAGAAAUAUUGCAGAAAAAGAUAGCAUUUGGUGGGCUACCUGUCGUUUGAAAAUAAAACGCAUGCGUGUUAGACUCAUAUACCGCCAUGAUUAAAGCUCCUAUGGCGUCGUUAUUUUAUUUUAUCACCUUUACUGACGUUUGCAUUAAUUAAGAACGAUACAAUAAAGAUGUAUCGCCCACCAACUUGCCAUCUCCAUUCCAGUUUACUAUAGCUCAGUGACCAGAGUUAUCGAGUAAGAGUGCGUUCAGACAGACACCGCUUACUAAGGAGCUCUGUGAGCGCUCACAGAGCGAGUAAGCUUUAAAAUUGAUCGUUCCCAAAUAUAAUGACCGCUUCUUGGUAACAAUUUCAAUUCAAUUUAUUUAAAGUUUACUACUGGGUAGGUCCUACAGACCUAUUAACACGUUGUUUUUGCCUGGUAGUAGCCAAUUAGCGCAAAAAGCAGUCGGCAUGUUUGAAAGCGAAAAGCUUAUAAGGACUCCGCUCGCAGAGCGACUUAGUGAGUAGUGACGUUUCUAAAUACAGCCAAUGUUAUCAGAACUCGUUGACGAUCCGGCUAGUUUUCUCUGCACGUGGAUCGAGCCUUUGCCUAACGCUCCGUAUCUAAUCUAAUACGGUAAACCUACGAUGAUGAAACCCACGAUCGCAUCGUUCGUGCAAGGAAGUACCUAUUUCUAUUGAUAGUAAGAUAAUAAUAAUAAUAAUAAUAAUAAUAAUAAUAAUAAUAAUAUUGAUAAUAAUAUUAAUUAACUUAUAUAGAAUGCAAUGACAUUGAAUGAUUUUGAUUGAUAUUCGCCAGACGCACUUGUGGCGAAUCACGGUGUGAUCCUAAUUAAUUAGAAAUCUCGAUAUUUAACGGUCCGACGAGCCGGACGAAUUCGAUGUAGAGAGAGAGAGAAAAGAGAAGCAAAAACACGUAUAUAUAUAUGCAUACAUAUAUACAUAUGAAAAAAGCAAAAAAAAAAAGAGGAACACGCAAACGUAAACGUCGAACAAGCCUCCCGCAACCGUUUGCUGGUUACGUUUAUAAUAAUACUAGUUCACGCGUACGAUUGAUGAUUGUAACUACACACAUACACGCAGAGACACGAGUUACUACGUCCUACGACCACGGCGCCAUUGGCCCGCCAUUAGCAAAAGUUUGUUUAUUUAUCGUGUUUUAUUUAUCUCUUUUAUCAUUGCAUUUUUUCGAAUCUAAGAAUCGGAACGAGAAUUAUAACAAGUGAAAGUAUCACGACGAUUAUCAACGACUAGCGACGGUCCGACCUAGUGCAUUACUUGUUAUAAUAAUAAAAAAGAGAAAAAAUCAUUAAUGUUAACAGUGCGUGUUCGUAAAGCAAUGAUCGGCCUAUUAAUCUAGAAGAAUGAAAAACGAAAGGAAUACGGACGAGCGCGAUUUUUUCGGUUGGAAACAGUGGCAUCUGCCGCGUGUAUGAAAGUCGAACACUUAAUAUAAUAUGAACGUAAUAA